CGUCUCGCGCUCUCCGUCUGUCUCGAGCGCAGAAACAAGCCGGAGGAUCAAAGAGCCGAACUCACCUGUCUGAACUCUCACCUGGCCGCGCGCCGCAGUCCCUCCGUGUGCGCGUGAGCGCGUGUUGGAGCUCGAGGGAAGUCCAGAACCCCUGAGGAAGAGGAGGAGGAGGAAGAGGAGGAGGCUCGGAGUUCUCCGGAGUUUUCCCAGAUCAUGGAGCGGACUGGAAGUUUCCCGCUGCCCGCGGUUCUCCUCCUGGUUCUGCUGGGAGUUCGGGGAGCGCGAGCCGACACCUUCCAAGCAUGCCUGGCCGGUCAGGGUCCAGACUGCACUCUGGUCCAAUCCAAGGACGACGAUUUUGACUGGGAGCAGGGCGACACCAGAGGACGGCCCAACAGCAGCCCAUGGAUCCCUGCAGGUACUUCCUUCCUGUUUGUUAACACAUCGGGUCGCUACAGCGGCCAGCGCGCCCAGCUGCUGCUGCCGCCGCUCCGCGAGAACGACACGCACUGCCUCAGCUUCCAGUUCUACCAGACGGGGGGCCGCGAGGGGGCCGCGCCCGCUACACUCAAUGUCUACGUCACAGAGAACAACAGCCCUCUAGGAGUUCCCGUCAUUAACUCUUCUGGCCCCGCCUACCACAUCUGGAAAGGGGUGGAGCUUGCUGUAUCCACUUUCUGGCCAAAUCACUACCAGGUUCUGUUUGAGGCGGUCAGCACCGGGCAGAGAGGAGUCCUGGCCAUCAGAGACAUCACUCUGCAGGGACACCAGUGUAUGAGUACACCCCACCCACUGCACCUUAAGGCGGUGGAGGUGAACGCCGGCCAGACGGCCUCCUUCCAAUGCACGGUGAACGGCCAGCCGCAGCGCCACCUGCUGCUCUACCUGCAGGGCAUGGGGGGUCGGCAGGCCGUUGCCAAGGAGACCAGGCCGGUGAACCCGCGACGUUACGUGGCGAGCUUCGAUGUCAAGAACACGACCAAAGGCGACACGGGACGCUACCGCUGCAUCGUCCAAUCAGAUCGAGGCGUGGGCGUGUCCUCCUACGCUGACCUCACAGUCAAACAACCACCGGUACCAAUUGCCCCACCUCAGCUCACUGCGGUCGGCGCCACCUACCUCUGGAUCCAACUCAAUGCCAACUCCAUCAACGGAGACGGACCCAUCAUCGACAGAGAGGUGGAGUACCGUACGACGGCAGGCAUGCUGAUCGACACCACGCCUGUUGACAAGCCCACUCACAAGAUCGGACACCUGGACCCAGACACAGAGUACGAGAUCAGCGUUCUACUGACCAGGCCCCUGGAAGGAGGGACGGGAAACCCCGGGCCGCCGCUCAGAGCCAGGACCAAGUGUGCAGAUCCGAUGCACGGCCCGCGGCGCCUCCUGGUGGCAGAUGUUCAGUCCAAACAGGUGACGGUCCGAUGGCAGCCGUUCGGAUACAACGUGACGCGCUGCCACCGCUACAAUUUGACGGUGCAGUACCGCUACCGGCCUGCAGGAGCCACCAGGGAGGUGAAGGAGCAGGUGGGGGAGGAGGUGGUGUCAGAAACAAUGAGCCCACAGCCGCAGCACACUGUGCGUAACCUUCCGCCAUUCACCAACGUCAGCCUGAAGCUGUUGCUAAGCAACCAGGAGGGACACAAGGAGAGCGAGGAGCUGCUGGUGCUGACCGACCAGGACGUGCCUGGUGCGGUCCCGGUGGACUCCAUCCUGGGCCGCAGCUAUGAGCAGCAGAUCGGGCUGAGCUGGAGGGAGCCGCUGCACGCCUACGGCCUGAUCCGCCACUAUGAGAUUACCUACAAAGCUCUGAGCUCCUUCGACACGGAGUUCGACCUGGCCAAUCAGAGCGGCAAGGUGCUGAAGGCGGCCAAUGAGACGAGCCACGUGUUCUCGGGGCUGUCGCCAGGCUCCACCUACUCCUUCACAAUAAGAGCCUCUACCAUCAAGGGCUUCGGGCCCCCAGUCAUCACUCAGUUCACCACCAGGAUCUCUGCCCCCCUGAUGCCACCCUAUGACCAGGAGUCCCCUCUCAACCAGACCGACUCGUCCGUCACCGUCCUGCUGAAGCCCGCUCAGAGCCGCGGCGCCCCCGUCAGUAAGUACCAGGUGGUGGUGGAGGAGGAGCGCCCCCGGAGGCUGAAGAGAGGAACUGCAGAGAUCCUGCGCUGCUACCCGGUUCCCAUCCAUUUCCAGAACGCCUCCCUGCUGAACUCCCAGUACUACUUCAGCGCUGAGCUGCCCAUGGCCGACCUGAGGAGCCCCACGCCCUUCUGCAUUGGAGACAACAGAACCUACGGCGGCUACUGGAACGCGCCGCUGCUGCCGCACAAGAGCUACGGCGUCUACUACCAGGCUGUGAGCUCGGCUAACGGGGAGACAAAGAUCGACUGUGUGAGAGUCGCCACCAAAGCUGCCAUAAUCGCCACCCAGCUCACCACGCCGUACGUUGGCGUGGCCCCGGCGGCGGGCGACAAGCAGCUGACAGGAACGGCGACCAGGAAACCAGAACCAGAGCAGGAGAAACAGACGGACAACACGGUGAAGAUCGCCGGGUCCAUCGCUGGCGUCCUCCUCUUCAUCAUCAUCUUCCUGGGAGUCAUCCUCCUGAUGAAGAAAAGGAAAUUGGCCAAGAAGAGGAAGGAAACACUGAGCUCCAGACAGGAAAUGACUCUGAUGGUGAACAGCUCCCAACACACAGCCAUGGUGGACACACACACUCUGAAUGGCCGCAACAUGUCAUCUCCGUCUUCUUUCACCCUGAAGACAAACACCAUCAGCACCUCCGUUCCCAACUCCUACUACCCAGACCCAUUCGUACCGACAGCCAUCUUGGUGCCCAUUAAUGACGACAGCAGCCACACCAUGACCAGUGAAACCAGCAGCCUGGUCCAGUCCCACUACAAGCAGCGGGAGGCGGAGCGGGAGGCGCCGCCCUACCAGACGGGUCAGCUGCAUCCGGCCAUCCGGGUCGCCGACCUGCUGCAGCACAUCACCCAGAUGAAGUGUGCCGAGGGCUACGGGUUCAAGGAGGAGUAUGAGAGCUUCUUUGAGGGACAGUCUGCUCCCUGGGACUCGGCCAAGAAGGACGAGAACCGCAUGAAGAACCGAUACGGGAACAUCAUCGCCUACGAUCACUCCCGUGUGCGUCUGCAGCCUCAGGAUGGAAAUUGCGGCUCAGACUACAUCAACGCUAACUAUGUGGAUGGUUACCACAGACCCAACCACUACAUCGCAACACAAGGGCCCAUGCAGGAGACGGUGUAUGACUUCUGGAGGAUGGUGUGGCAGGAGAACUCGGCGGCUCUGGUGAUGGUGACCAACCUGGUGGAAGUGGGCCGGGUGAAGUGCUGUAAGUACUGGCCUGAUGACACUGAGAUUUAUGGCGACAUGAAGGUGACGCUGAUCGAGACGCAGCUGCUGUCUGAGUACGUGAUCCGGACCUUCGCCGUGGAGAAGGUGGGGGAUGAUGAUGAUGAUGAUGAUGAAGGUGAGGCUGUGACCCUCUGUCUCCAUAUUGAAAACCCCUUCUGCCCUCAGAGGGGCGUGGCUGAGAUCAGGGAGAUCCGUCAGUUCCACUUCACCGGCUGGCCGGACCACGGCGUCCCGCUGCACGCCACCGGCCUGCUGGGCUUCAUCCGCUGCGUCAAGGCCAAGACUCCGCCCACCGCCGGCCCCACCGUGGUCCACUGCAGCGCGGGCGCGGGCCGGACCGGUUGCUUCAUGGUGAUCGACAUCAUGCUGGACAUGGCGGAGAGAGAAGGCGUCGUCGACAUCUACAACUGUGUCAGAGAGCUGAGGGCGCGAAGGGUCAACAUGGUGCAGACCGAGGAGCAGUACGUCUUCAUCCAUGACGCCAUCUUGGAGGCGUGUCUCUGCGGAAACACCGCUGUUCCGGCCAAUCAGCUGCGUUCGCUAUACUACGAGAUGAACCGAUUGGACCCCCAGACCAACUCCUGCCAGAUCAAGGAGGAGUUCAGGACCCUCAACAUGGUGACGCCCACCCUGCGUGUGGAGGACUGCAGCAUCGCGCUGUUGCCUAGGAACCAUGAGAAGAACCGCUGCAUGGACGUCCUGCCGCCGGACCGCUGCCUGCCCUUCCUCAUCACCAUCGACGGCGAGAGCUCCAACUACAUCAACGCUGCGCUCAUGGACAGCUACAAGCAGCCGUCGGCCUUCAUCGUUACCCAGCAUCCUUUGCCCAACACGGUGAAGGACUUCUGGCGCCUGGUUCUAGACUACCACUGUACGUCCAUCGUGAUGCUGAACGACGUGGACCCUGCCCAGCUGUGUCCCCAGUACUGGCCGGAGAACGGCGUCCACCGCCUCGGCUCGCUGCAGGUGGAGUUCGUCUCUGCGGACCUGGAGGAGGACGUCAUCAGCCGCAUCUUCAGGAUCUACAACACCGCCAGGCCGCAGGACGGAUACCGCAUGGUGCAGCAGUUCCAGUUCCUGGGUUGGCCCAUGUACCGGGACACCCCCGUCUCCAAGCGCUCUUUCCUGAAGCUCGUCCACCAGGUGGACAAAUGGCAGGACGAGUACGACGGCGGCGAGGGACGCACCGUCGUCCACUGCCUGAACAGCGGCGGGCGCAGCGGCGUCUUCUGCAGCGUCAGCAUCGUGUGUGAGAUGCUGAGGCAGCAGCGCUGUGUGGACGUCUUCCACGCCGUCAAGACGCUCAGAAACAACAAACCCAACAUGGUGGACCUGCUGGAACAAUAUAAGUUCUGCUAUGAAGUGGCUCUGGAGUUCAUGAACUCUGCUUAGCUGGGACCAGCUCGCCCUUCAUCACCUCUUUCUCCUCCUCCUCCUCCUCGUUGUGCUGCAGGAGGAAGAGGAGGAGGAAGGUGUGUCCUGCAUCGUUGGACGGACAGCGAGCAUGGACACCCUGACUGUCCUCUUUGUCGUCUUGUUGGUUUUUCUUGUGUCGUAAACCUGCAUUGAAGCUCCGCCCACCUGUGAUGACCUCAUCCGGUCCAGGUCCGGUUCCUCCAGGUCGGGUCUUCCUGGACGGCAGCAGGACAGCGUCCCACUACGGGACACCUUGACUUGGCAGAAUCAGAACCGUGACUCAGCAGAACCAGUCCUGUCUUCAGGAAGUCUAGUCAUCAGUUUUGCUGCCAUCUUGUGGUUGGCAGCAGAACUGCACCAGCGCCGACCCAAAUACCGGACAUGAUGCUCUAUCCGUUCCUUUUAUCUGCUUGUUUUUUUUUUAUGGAAGUCCAAAGAGACAUGCAUGUUGUAAAUGGUUCCUCCAGAACUCCAGCCGUCCUCACAGAUCCAAAGACCUUCUUCUGGUUCUGGACGGUCUUCCUGCAGACCGUCGGACCCAUCCUCUGCUGGGGGCCCAGCUAUGAGCCAUGUGGGACACCAUCCAUUCAGACAGAGACGGACAGUCUGAAGAGCCUCUUUGAUCGGACCAGAUCGCAGGAACUCUGGUUCUGCUGGUUCUGGUUCUGUUCAGGUGCAGGACCUCAGACUGUUGGACACAACCUUUGGUUGUCAUGGAAAUCAUUAAAAGAUCCUCCGAUUGUGGUGUGGUCAGUGCAUGUUUACACUGUGUAACCUGGAACCGGAUCUAAACCAGUUUAAUCCUGAUCAUACCAGUUCUACAUCAAUUUAACCGGGCCAGCCUCUGGUUCUGAUGAAACCGUCCCUCGUGAGCCCAAUAUUGGAUCAGUUAAUCAGGGGCAUUUACUCUCCCAGGUUUCCAUGGCAACGGCCUGUCGCAGUAGCGUAGUUCACCCUGGAGAACACCAGGGGUCAGUGUUCAUCUUCUGUCUUCUUCCUUGGUGUUUUAUAUCACUGAAACUAACUUGAUCGGACCGGGCCUCACUUUGGACCUUGAUCUGGUCCACUUCUGGCAGUCUGGUCCGUUUGGGCCCGGUCCAUGUGAAUAGUGUACAUAGGGAGUAUUUAUUCCUUCGCUGUCGUCGUUCUUGUGAAGCACAGAGGCUGACAAUCAUGGCAGAAGAUCUUUCUGUUCCAUCAGAACCGCAGCGGCGCCAGCGGUCCAGUCGAAUGGUUCUGACUCUGACCCGGUCGUGACUGGACCCAGUUAAGGCUCGGUUCUGGUGCUGAGAAGAACAUGACUGUAAUGAAAGCUUUUAUUUAUGUUGUAUGAUUCCAAUAAAACUGAACACGCCGCC
Messenger RNA from Gambusia affinis (western mosquitofish), 6149 nucleotides. Its product is annotated as receptor-type tyrosine-protein phosphatase mu-like. The coding region runs from base 214 to 4767 and encodes 1517 amino acids. The record is from RefSeq and is a predicted model, not a curated record. Gene Ontology annotation, cellular component: membrane. NCBI's taxonomy places the organism in Eukaryota, Metazoa, Chordata, Actinopteri, Cyprinodontiformes, Poeciliidae. The transcript is spliced from 37 exons. Gene Ontology annotation, molecular function: protein tyrosine phosphatase activity; protein binding. Gene Ontology annotation, biological process: protein dephosphorylation.